Molecule: messenger RNA, 1836 nt
Organism: Schistosoma curassoni
Lineage: Eukaryota; Metazoa; Platyhelminthes; Trematoda; Strigeidida; Schistosomatidae
Source: the annotation of a GenBank genome assembly
AUGCAUACAUACAUUUAUAUUUACAUAUUAGUUCCACUUAUGGUUACUUCUAUAUCUGCGGAAGAAUUUCAACGUUUUCAAUCUCAAUUACUUGAUUUACGUGAAGCACAAAUUACAGCAAAUGAUGCAAAACUACGUGCAGAGAAACGUAUUAAACAAUUAGAAGAAGAAUUAAUUUAUACACAAUCAGCAUUAACUAAUGCUCAAACUACAUUUUCUGAUCAUAAUUCAUUAUUUGAAGAAUUAAAACAAGAGAAUAAAUUAUUACGUGAUAAAUUAUUUAAUACUGAAUCAUCAUUUCAAUUACAAUCAUCUACAUUACGAGCUGAAUGUUAUCGGUUAACUAAUGAAUUAGAUAAAUUAUCACAACAAUUAUCAUCCAAUCAUACAGAUACUACUAAUACUAAUAAUAGUAGUAGUAGUAGUCGACAAGAUGAUUUUUGUCAAACAAUGAUCAUUAACUUACAACAUCAAUCAAUUCAAACGAGUAAUGAUCCAAAUUGUGAAUUGAAUCAAAUUCCCGCAUUUUUAAUGAAUGAUAUAGAAAAUCUUACAAAUUCAUUAAAACAAGCUAAUUACACUCAUGAUCAAUUAAAACAAACCAUUGAACAAUUGAAUAAUCAAGUUGAUACCAUUGAAAAUCAAUUAUCAUUCGAUGUAUUCAAUGCUCAACAAACCAUUAAAAAAUUAACUCAAGAAAAUAAAUCUCUUUUAAUAAAAUUAAAUAAAUCUCAAGAGAAAUGUCAUGAAUUGAAUAUUAUUGAAAGUGAAUUACGUAAUCAAAUAGAUGUGAUAAAACGUCGUAGUGAAAAAUUGAAUCAUGAAUUAAGACGUCAAUUAAGUCGAUUUAUACGUAAUCAACAUAAUGGUGAUAUUGAUAUAUCUAUACAACAAUUAAGAAAGAAUUCAUUACAUUCAUCAUCAUCUUCAUUAACUAGUAGUAAUAUAAUCUUAGGAAAUUCAACAUCUGAUGGAAUAUCUAAUGAAAUGAUGAAUGAUUCAAUGAUGAUGAAUAAUAAAUUAUCAAAUGUAUCUAUGUCGAAAAAUACUAGUUUUCAUGAAAUGCCUCCAGGAUUUUUUUCAACAGCUGACUUUAAAGCUAUAAUCGAUCGAAUGUCAGAAGUCCAAGAAGAAAAUUGUACUCUUCGAAGAUGUAAAAAACGUUUGGAAGCAGAUUUAAUGGCUAAAAGCAAAGUUAUACAAAAGGGAUUAGAUAAUUACCUUCAGUCUCCAUUAAUUUAUCAUGGUAACAAUGACACUGUCACUGCUACUACUACUACUACUUCAAUACCAACUUCAGCAGUAUCCUCAAGUCAGUAUCGAUCAGUUCCGUCAAGUAUUUCACCGUAUACAUCUGCAACUACUCCAUCUUCAUCAAAUUUCCCUAAUUCAACGACAUGGUUUCCAUUCUUGAGAAAUCUCACUUCAACAUCGGACUCAUCAACACUGACAUCAGCGUCAACAUCAUUAUCCAGUGUGAAUUUACAAACAGUUAAUCGAUUGAAAUUCAUGUGUGAACAAUUAAUGACAGAGAAUAUUGAAUUAAAAGAGAAAUUACAAAGUAUACCAUAAUCAAUUUUGUCCUGAUCCCGAUAGAUAAAUAAGAUUGUGUAUGUGUGAUUGUUUGUAUGUAUAGAUAAGUGUUCUUUACUUCAACCUACUAUUUGUAUCAUUUUUAUUGAAGAAACUUUUAUUCCAUUCCAGUGUUGUUGUUGUGUGUGUGUUCAUUUACUUUUCGGUGCUGUUCGAUUUUUAGAGUUUGUUUCUUUUCUCUCUAUUACUUUCUUGUUGUUCAGAUCUCAUCAUUUGUUUAUUGUUUCUAUAAUGAAAAACACA